Dermacentor silvarum is the source of this 671-nucleotide messenger RNA. RefSeq lists its product as uncharacterized. Lineage: Eukaryota; Metazoa; Arthropoda; Arachnida; Ixodida; Ixodidae. Gene Ontology annotation, molecular function: amine binding. Bases 15 to 671 code for a protein of 218 amino acids. The transcript has 5 exons. Gene Ontology annotation, biological process: symbiont-mediated perturbation of host defenses. The record is from RefSeq and is a predicted model, not a curated record.
CGCACAAGACGAGAAUGUUGACAGUGCCUUUUUUAAUCUUGAGUAUUUAUGCUCUCUCAGCAGUGAUUGCUACUGGUAGCUGUCCAGAUAAUGAUGAUGGAUGGGCGUUUAUGGCCAAAACAGCUACAAUGUACUUGACCGAAAGAAACUUCAACACCGACCCUCAAAAGCGUGACCUUACCAGAUGUGUUUCUGCAAUAACAACAAAUACGGAUGGAAAGACACAUGAGAUCCAACAAACGCUAACCUACUAUAACACAUCGUCGACUACUUGGAUCACCUUUCCCAAGCGCUUCACUGCUAGUGCAUGGGGUACAGGUACCAAUAAGCUGAAUUACUUCACAGCACUUUCUUCAUCUGGCCAAACCUUGACUUAUCUUGUACUGCAUUCUGAAGAAGACUGCCUGGUAGCAAAGGUGGUCUACCUCAGCAGCGAGAACCUGCGUGCCUGCGAGUUGUGGGUGACAGACAGUUACUUCGGCAAUACAAAGUCAUCCAAAUGCUGCGACUCCAUAUAUAAGUCAUCUUGUGAGCCAACUGUACAAACAUUGUAUAAGAAGGAAGAAUGCGCUAAUAUGAAGAAAACUAAAAAGGAUAAAGGGAACCAAACCAAAACGCAAAUAAUGUCGCGAAUCGGGAACUACAAAUACCGGGCAAUUCUCUUUAAUUAA